AUGCCUAGAAGUAAUUUUACACGUAGACAUUCAGCUGAAUUGGUUGUAAAAGCUCUUACGACAAAGCUUGCAUAUCAUCAUGGUACAAUGCUUAUUGAUACGGAUUUAGAUAGGAUAAAGAAAUAUCUUAAUGUUGAUAAGCAAAAUCUUAUCACGAAAGGCGUGGAAUCCGUUCCAUCACCCGUCACAAACCUUCGUGCUUAUUCUUCAACUGUGAGUCACGGAUUAUUCUGUGAGGCUGUUAAAGACGUAUUCAUAGAUUAUUAUUGUAAUAACUUUACCAACAUUAGCGAAAGAUUUAGCACAACAAUUGUUGAUGUUGAAUUCAUAUCUAAGAUUCCAAAAAUUAUCGAGUAUUGCAAGGAGAUCAAGACAUGGGAAUGGAUUUACGGUCAAACCCCAGAAUUUACUCUCGAACUUGAAAAAGAAUUUGAUUGGGGCUAUGUGAGAGCGUUAUUCAAGUCUAAAAACGGAGUUAUUACUGCAGUUACUUUUACUCCUUUACAUAUAGAAAAUAGUAAUCUCUUUAAUGAUUUAGAAGAUGUAUUGGAAGGCCAUAGAUAUGAUGAAGAGGACAUAAGUAAUGCCUUGAAUGAUGCACGGAUUCGCAACGUUAUUAAUGGAUCUUUAAUUCCAAUUAAAGUACAACAAUCAUUAAUGCCACAUACUCCUUAUGAAUUUCAUGAUACAAGAAGAUUUCCAAUAAAUGAUCCAACUGCAAAGAUAGAUUUUAUAAUUCUAUGCAAAAAUGGACAACUUCGUGAUAGAUAUAUGGAAGUUUUGAAACAGCAACGUCAGAGGAAAUUUGUAUUUUGUAUUGUAUUGGAUUGA
Messenger RNA from Funneliformis geosporum, 831 nucleotides. NCBI's taxonomy places the organism in Eukaryota, Fungi, Glomeromycota, Glomeromycetes, Glomerales, Glomeraceae. The record is from the annotation of a GenBank genome assembly.